AUGUUCGGAAGUGGCAUUUGCGCCUCCAAUCUCAUUCUUGAUGGGUCCUCUUUAAAUCAUGGGUGUUCAGAAAGUGAUAUUCAAAGGGAUUUGGAACUCGGUUUCGAAACUCGUCUAAGUAGUUUGGCCAAGAUUCCCACCUCUAGACUGGGUAAAAAUAACGCAACCACUCCUGAUGGUGAUGGCUCUUCAUCAGUUUUUCCUCCUGCUUUCACCGUUUUGCUUGGUGGCAUUCCUCCGAAUCUUGCUCAUCGACUUUUCACAUCAACAAGUUCUUCGCGAAUUUUCUCACAGUCUUCUGGGUCUCUGCCGAUGGCACCUUCUGCUGCAGCGAUUAUCGCUGCUCCACCUAAUCCCGAUGUCACAGGCCCUCUUUUUUUUAAUUCAAGCGAUUUGACUGGGGAGAACGAUGCCCAUUGUGUGGGUAAUGUUCGAUCAAAUAUGGCGCAACCGUUAACAACAAACCCACAUUUAGUGGCUGUGGUUGCUGCUGAAACUCCUUUGGCCGAGGUUGAUGAGUCCUCUGCAGCUGUUGCAGAACUGGCAUCUGAAGAAGCCACCGUCAGCGUGGGACAAAGCGAAGCCUUUGAUGAUAUAGACGAAUCUAUACAAAUUUCCGCGUCAUAA
This is a messenger RNA of Hydatigera taeniaeformis, 627 nucleotides long. The record is from the annotation of a GenBank genome assembly. NCBI's taxonomy places the organism in Eukaryota, Metazoa, Platyhelminthes, Cestoda, Cyclophyllidea, Taeniidae.